CAUCUCCAAUCCAGUCCAUGCCAAUCCCAUCCACCAUGGCCAGCGAGCAAGAUCUUCUGUCCACGGAGAUUGUCAACCGUGGGGUUGAGUCGUCCGGCCCCAAUGCCGGCUCCCUCACAUUCUCAGUGAGGGUGCAAAGGCGGCUGCCGGACUUUUUACAGUCCGUAAAUCUAAAGUAUGUGAAGUUGGGGUACCACCACCUCAUCAACCAUGCCAUAUAUUUAGCAACAAUCCCUGUGCUUGUGCUGGUGUUCAGUGCUGAGGUGGGAAGUUUGAGCAGGGAGGAGCUGUGGAAGAAGCUUUGGGAUGAUGGACGUUAUGACCUAGCUACUGUGCUAGGGUUCUUUGGUGUAUUUGUUUUCACUUUGUCAGUUUACUUCAUGUCACGCCCUCGAUCCAUCUACCUCGUUGAUUUCGCUUGUUUUCAGCCUAAUGACGAUCUGAAGGCCUCUAAGGAGCAAUUCAUAGAGGUAGCAAGAAAAUCAGGCAAAUUCAACGAGGCGAGCCUAGAAUUCCAGAAGAGAAUUCUAAACUCAUCAGGCUUAGGAGACGAGACCUACAUCCCAAAAUCGGUCAUCAUGUCGACUGAAAACACGGCAACCAUGAAAGAAGGCCGAGCUGAGGCCUCAAUGGUCAUGUUUGGGGCCCUCGACGAGCUCUUUGAAAAGACUAGGGUCCGUCCGAAGGACGUAGGAGUCCUAGUAGUAAAUUGUAGCAUCUUCAACCCCACACCCUCUUUGUCUGCAAUGAUCAUAAAUCACUACAAAAUGAGAGGCAACAUUUUGAGCUACAAUUUGGGUGGAAUGGGAUGCAGUGCAGGGAUCAUAGCCGUUGAUCUGGCUAGAGACAUUCUUCAAGCCAACCCUAAUAACUAUGCUGUUGUGGUGAGUACUGAGUGUGUGGGGUAUAAUUGGUACCCUGGUAGUGACAGGUCUAUGCUCGUUGCGAAUUGCUUUUUCCGCAUGGGAUGCUCCGCUGUGUUGCUCUCCAAUCGCCGCCGCGAUUAUCACCGUGCUAAGUACCGGCUUGAACACGUUGUCCGGACACAUAAAGGCGCUGAUGAUCGGAGUUUCAGGUGUGUGUACCAAGAGGAAGACGAAAAAGGAUUGAAGGGGCUGAAGAUCAGCAAAGACCUAAUUGAAAUUGGUGGUGAAGCCUUGAAAACCAACAUCACCACAUUGGGACCUUUGGUGCUGCCGUUCUCAGAGCAGCUCCUCUUCUUUGCCACAUUGGUUUCGAGGCACUUGUUUUCCGGCGGAGGCACUUCAGUGUUGUCUUUAGCGUCACGCAAGAGACCCUACAUUCCGGACUUCAAGCUGGCUUUCGAGGGCUUUUGCGUGCAUGCAGCGAGCAAGACCGUGCUCGACGAGCUGCAGAGGAACCUCGAGCUGAGUGAGGAAAACAUGGAGGCCUCUAGGAUGACGCUACACCGCUUUGGAAACACGUCGAGCAGCAGCAUAUGGUAUGAGUUGGCUUAUUUGGAAGCAAAAGAGAAGGUGAAGAGAGGAGAUAGGGUUUGGCAGUUGUCAUUUGGUUCUGGAUUCAAAUGCAACAGCAUUGUUUGGAGGUCAAUGCGCCGCGUUAGGAAGCCCUCGAGGAACCCAUGGCUUGACUGCAUUGAACGAUACCCAGUGAAUCUCUAAGCUAAGCUUGGAGAUGAAGGCUGGAGAGGAGGCCAUGUAUUAUUGUAUUUAUCUGGUGAAAAAGCUGGAGUGAAUCUUAUAAAUCUCCCUCUUCGUUUAAUUUGCUUUUGUUUUUCAAGUUACCUUUUUUUUUUUAAAUACCGAAAUUAAUUAGGAUAUUGGCAAGCGGGGGUUCUUAAUAUGUGUAAAGUACUUAAUUUGAAAGUAUUUGAAUGUUUAUAGGCUUGCACUAGCACUUCUGCAUUUCUUAUGGAUAUGGGAGAAUGAAGGAAUCGAAGAACAUAGAAAUAGAUGAAGAAAAGAGAAUCGGAUUAACGAGCUUUUCAGUUGA
Molecule: messenger RNA, 1974 nt
Organism: Malus domestica (apple)
Lineage: Eukaryota; Viridiplantae; Streptophyta; Magnoliopsida; Rosales; Rosaceae
Product: 3-ketoacyl-CoA synthase 10
Biological process (GO): fatty acid biosynthetic process
Cellular component (GO): membrane
Molecular function (GO): acyltransferase activity, transferring groups other than amino-acyl groups
Source: RefSeq, a predicted model, not a curated record